Messenger RNA from Mandrillus leucophaeus (drill), 6272 nucleotides. RefSeq names its product Rho GTPase activating protein 29 (gene ARHGAP29). The record is from RefSeq and is a predicted model, not a curated record. Gene Ontology annotation, biological process: activation of GTPase activity; signal transduction. The transcript has 23 exons. Gene Ontology annotation, cellular component: cytoplasm. Lineage: Eukaryota; Metazoa; Chordata; Mammalia; Primates; Cercopithecidae. Gene Ontology annotation, molecular function: GTPase activator activity. Bases 355 to 4155 code for a protein of 1266 amino acids.
GCACAGCUGACCGCUGCCUUCAGCGCGCGAGCUACAGCCGCCCCCACCUGCCGCGGUCGCAGACACCGCCCCCGGGAGCGCAGACCAGGCCAAUGGGCUGGGCUCCAGGGGGCGGGGCGGGCGGCCGGCGCGGCUGUGGGGGUUGCUGCAGGGGCGGCGGCCGCUGUGGUGGUGGUGUCUGUGGCUGCCGCUGCGGCUGCGGCUUGGCCGGGCGUCCGCGGGCCGUGAGGGAUGGGGGCGGCGAGCUCCAGCCCUCGGCGGUGGAGGCGGCCGUAGGUGUGGGGCGGGCGUCCGCGUCUGGGACGCGGGAUGGAGCGCCGUGGAUUUCUGUUUUUCUGACUGUUACAUGAAAGGAUGAUUGCUUACAAACAGAAAAAGACAAAGAAAAAACGUGCUUGGGCAUCAGGCCAACUCUCUACUGAUGUUACAGCUUCUGAAAUGGGGCUCAAGUCCUUAAGUUCCAACUCUAUUUUUGAUCCGGAUUACAUCAAGGAGUUGGUGAAUGAUAUCAGGAAGUUCUCCCACAUGUUACUAUAUUUGAAAGAAGCCAUAUUUUCAGACUGUUUUAAAGAAGUUAUUCAUAUACGUCUAGAGGAACUGCUCCGUGUUUUAAAGUCUAUAAUGAAUAAACAUCAGAACCUCAAUUCUGUUGAUCUUCAAAAUGCUGCAGAAAUGCUCACUGCAAAAGUGAAAGCUGUGAACUUCACAGAAGUUAAUGAAGAAAACAAAAACGAUGUCUUCCAGGAAGUGUUUUCUUCUAUUGAAACUUUGGCAUUUACCUUUGGAAAUAUCCUUACAAACUUCCUUAUGGGAGAUGUAGGCAAUGAUUCAUUAUUGCGACUGCCUGUUUCUCGAGAAACUAAGUCGUUUGAAAAUGUUUCUGUGGAAUCGGUGGACUCAUCCAGUGAAAAAGGAAAUUUUUCCCCUUUAGAACUAGACAAUGUGCUGUUAAAGAACACUGACUCCAUAGAGUUGGCUUUGUCAUAUGCUAAAACUUGGUCAAAAUAUACUAAGAACAUAGUUUCAUGGGUUGAAAAAAAGCUUAACUUGGAAUUGGAGUCCACUAGAAAUAUGGUCAAGUUGGCAGAGGCAACUAGAACUAACAUUGGAAUUCAGGAGUUCAUGCCACUGCAGUCUCUGUUUACUAAUGCUCUUCUUAAUGAUAUAGAGAGCAGUCAUCUUUUACAACAAACAAUUGCAGCUCUCCAGGCUAACAAAUUUGUACAGCCUCUACUUGGGAGGAAAAAUGAAAUGGAAAAACAAAGGAAAGAAAUAAAAGAACUUUGGAAACAGGAGCAAAAUAAAAUGCUUGAAGCAGAGAAUGCUCUCAAAAAGGCAAAAUUAUUAUGCAUGCAACGUCAAGAUGAAUAUGAGAAAGCAAAGUCUUCCAUGUUUCGUGCAGAAGAGGAGCAUCUGUCUUCAAGUGGUGCAUUAGCAAAAAAUCUCAACAAGCAACUAGAAAAAAAGCGAAGAUUGGAAGAGGAGGCUCUCCAAAAAGUAGAAGAAGCAAGUGAACUUUACAAAGUUUGUGUGACAAAUGUUGAAGAAAGAAGAAAUGAUCUAGAAAAUACCAAAAGAGAAAUUUUAACACAACUCCGGACACUUGUUUUCCAGUGUGAUCUUACCCUUAAAGCUGUAACAGUUAACCUCUUCAACAUGCAGCAUCUGCAGGCUGCUUCCCUUGCAGACAGUUUACAGUCUCUCUGUGAUAGUGCCAAACUCUAUGACCCAGGCCAAGAGUACAGUGAAUUUGUCAAGGCCACAAAUUCAACUGAAGAAGACAAAGUUGAUGGAAAUGUAAAUAAACAUUUAAAUAGUUCCCAAACUUCUGGAUUUGGACCUGCCAACUCUUUAGAGGAUGUUGUACGCCUUCCUGACAGUUCUAAUAAAAUUGAAGAGGACAGAUGCUCUAACAGUGCAGAUAUAACAGGUCCUUCCUUUAUAAGAUCGUGGACAUUUGGGAUGUUUAGUGACUCUGAGAGUACUGGAGGGAGCAGCGAAUCUAGAUCUCUGGAUUCAGAAUCUAUAAGUCCAGGAGACUUUCAUCGAAAACUUCCACGAACACCAUCCAGUGGAACUAUGUCCUCUGCAGAUGAUCUAGAUGAAAGAGAGCCAUCUUCCCCUUCAGAAACUGGACCCAAUUCCCUUGGAACAUUUAAGAAAACAUUGAUGUCAAAGGCAGCUCUCACACACAAGUUUCGCAAAUUGAGAUCCCCCACGAAAUGUAGGGAUUGUGAAGGCAUUGUAGUGUUCCAAGGUGUUGAAUGUGAAGAGUGUCUCCUUGUUUGUCAUCGCAAGUGUUUGGAAAAUUUAGUCAUUAUUUGCGGUCAUCAGAAACUUCCAGGAAAAAUACAAUUAUUUGGAGCAGAAUUCACACAAGUUGCAAAAAAGGAACCAGAUGGUAUCCCUUUUAUACUCAAAAUAUGUGCCUCAGAGAUUGAAAAUAGAGCUUUGUGUCUACAGGGAAUUUAUCGUGUGUGUGGAAACAAAAUAAAGACUGAAAAACUGUGUCAAGCUUUGGAAAAUGGAAUGCACUUGGUAGACAUUUCAGAAUUUAGUUCACAUGAUAUCUGUGACGUCUUGAAAUUAUACCUUCGGCAGCUCCCAGAACCAUUUAUUUUAUUUCGAUUGUACAAGGAAUUUAUAGACCUUGCAAAAGAGAUCCAACAUGUAAAUGAAGAGCAAGAGACAAAAAAGGAUAGUCUUGAAGACAAAAAAUGGCCAAAUAUGUGUAUAGAAAUAAACCGAAUUCUUCUAAAAAUCAAAGACCUUCUAAGACAAUUGCCAGCAUCAAAUUUUAACAGUCUUCAUUUCCUUAUAGUACAUCUAAAGCGGGUAGUAGAUCAUGCAGAAGAAAACAAGAUGAACUCCAAAAACUUGGGGGUGAUAUUUGGACCAAGUCUCAUCAGGCCAAGGCCCACAACUGCUCCUAUCACCAUCUCCUCCCUUGCCGAGUAUUCAAACCAAGCACGCUUGGUGGAGUUCCUCAUUACUCACUCACAGAAGAUCUUCGAUGGGGCCCUACAGCCGCAAGAUGUCACGUGUAGCACAGGUGUUUUUUCACCUCAGGUUGAUCAAGGCUGUUUUCCAAAGCCUCUGUUAUCACCAGAAGAAAGAGACCCUGAACGUUCCAUGAAGUCACUAUUUUUUCCUUCAAAGGAAGAUAUCCAUACUUCAGAGAGUGAAAGCAAAAUUUUUGAACGAGCUACAUCAUUUGAGGAGUCAGAACGCAAGCAAAAUGCGUUAGAAAAAUGGGAUGCAUGUCUCAGUGACAAAGCACAGUUGCUUCUAGACCAGGAGGUUGAAUCAGCAUCCCAAAAGAUAGAAGAUGGUAAAACCCCUAAGCCACUUUCUCUGAAAUCUGAUAGGUCAUCAACAAACUGUGUGGAGAGGCAUACUCCAAGGACCAAGAUUAGACCCGUAAGUUUGCCUAUAGAUAGACUACUUCUUGCAAGCCCUCCUAAGGAGAGAAAUGGUAGAAAUAUGGGAAAUGUAAAUUUAGACAAGUUUUGCAAGAAUCCUGCCUUUGAAGGAGUUAAUAGAAAAGACACUGCUACUACUGUUUGUUCCAAAUUUAAUGGCUUUGACCAGCAAACUCUACAAAAAAUUCAGGACAAACAGUCUGAACAAAGCAGCCUAACUGCCAAGACUACAAUGAUCAUGCCCAGUGCACUCCAGGAAAAAGGAGUGACAACAAGCGUCCAGAUUAGUGGGGACCAUUCUGUCAAUGCCACUCAGCCCAGUAAGCCAUACACAGAGCCAGUCAGGUCAGUGAGAGAGGCGUCUGAGAGACGGUCUUCGGAUUCCUACCCUCUCGCUCCUGUCAGAGCACCCAGAACACUGCAGCCUCAACAUUGGACAACAUUUUAUAAACCACAUGCUCCCGCCAUCAGUAUCAGGGGGAAUGAGGAGAAGCCAGCUUCACCCUCAGCAGCAGUGCCUCCUGGCACAGCUCACGAUCCCCAGGGUCUCAUGGUGAAGUCAAGGCCAGACCCAGACAAAGCAUCAGCUUGUCCUGGGCAGGCAACUGGUCAACCUAAAGAAGACUCUGAGGAGCUUGGCUUGCCUGAUGUGAAUCCAACAUGUCAGAGACCAAGGCUAAAACGAAUGCAACAGUUUGAAGACCUCGAAGAUGAAAUUCCACAAUUUGUGUAGGGUUGUCAAAUUUCAGGGGUUUUUUGUUGUUGUUAUUGUUGUUGUGUUAUUUUGUGGUAUUGUGCUUAUUUUGUGAAAGAGUAUUUUGACAGGGCCCCUUUUGUAUAGGACUGCCAAAUCAUGGGUUUUGCCUUUUGUUGUUGUAUCGUAUUAUCCUCUGUUGGUAAUACUGAAUGGUAGAAUGUUUUGAUAGGGUCACAUUUGUGCCUCACUGGAAUUAUCUUUAAAUUCUGUAUUUUUGAAGUUGUGAAUAAGAUAGGUGGAUUCAUAUUUUUUAAAGUUCAGUUGACUUUCCCCACCAAAUGGUCCAUUUGAAUGCAUCCCUAAUAUAUGAUAAUAGUUCUCAACUAAUAGGUGCAAUUUGGGAAAAUCAGGUUUAUUUUUUGGAGUGAAACUAUUGUAAGUGCUUAUUUAUAAAAGGAAUGUUUCUGAAUGCAAGUGCCUAAAAAGAUUUUGUUGGUAUGAAUAUGUUUUUUCACAUAACUUUAUACUGCAUCUUUUACAUUUGUGCUUUUUUAAGAUACAUAUGUAAGCUCUUAUUUUUCAAUUGGCAAUUCACUUAAUUUUUAAAUGUUUACAUAAUGGCCAGAAGGCUUGCAAAUCUGUAUUUAAUUGCAUUUUAAUUAAUUGCCAGUUUUUACAUGUGAUAGUCAAUUACAUUGUAUAAAGGAAAUGCACUUAAACCUGUUUCUAAAUUAUAUAGUUCAGUUAUGUUGUAUUUGGCAUUAGAUGGUUUUAAUACAUUUGAUAGUUUUUUCACCCCUUGGCUUUAUUUUAUAUAAACUUUUGUUAUUCAGCAGUUCUGAACUUUUUGGUAUUUUAUAAAUGGUCCAAAAAAUGCGUGUUUCAGAAGUUUUUAAAUUCAGUGCAUUUCCUCUUGAUUUGUCUGGGUUAAAACCAUUCCUUUUGUAUGAAAUGUUUUGACUUAUGAAUCAUUUUAUGUACUUGUUCUACCUGGAUUGUCAACCAUUGAAAGUGUAUAUUCCAUCCAAAUCAAGCUAAAAUUUAUUUAAGUUGAUUCUGAGAGUACAGGUCAGUAAGCCUCAUUAUUUGGAAUUUGAGAGAAGGUAUAGGUGAUUGGAUCUGUUUCAUUUAUAAAAUGUCCAGUUUUUAGGACUAGUACAUUCCUGUUAUUUUCUGGGUUUUAUCAUUUUGUCUAAAAUAGGAUAUAAAAGGGACAAAAAAUAAGUAGACUGUUUUUGUAUGUGUGAAUUAUAUUUCUACUAAAUGUUUUUGUAUGACUGUUAUACUUGAUAAUAUAUAUAUAUAUCAACUUGUUAAAUUAUCUCAAGUUCUCGUGGCUUCUUUUCAAUUGUUGCCUAUUACAGUAUGAGAGUUUAAGGUUAUUAACCAUUGGCUUAGAAGUCAACACCUGGGAUCAUACAUCCCUUGACUACAAUGUGGAAUGAGUUUUAUGGAAACUUGUUUUAUAGUUCUAUGUGAUGUGAAGGUCUAGGGAGCAAUAAUCAGUCCUUUUUUUCCUGAAGCCUUGUUUUUAGUCCUCAUUGUAUAAAAUAUAAAAGAAUCAUAUUGCUGUGAAUACCUAAAAAGAAAAUUAGAGCCAAUGUGUAUUGAGCCUUCUCUGUGUGCCAGGAACUUUGCCAAGUUGCUACAUGGAUUAUUUUAUUUCAAGUCCAGAGCAACCUGUAAUGGGUGGGUAAUCAUGUUAUUUUUUCUGUGUUACAGGUAAGGAAACUAAGGCUUAGUUAAAUGACUUGCUUCUGUGUUCCACAGGUGGAGUCAAAUCUCAAACAUAGGGCGGUCAGAUUUUGAUGGUUAGUGCUCUUAAUGACUAUGAUUACUAAAUGAUAUCUGGUAGUUUUUAACAAUAGAAAAUGCAACUUUAAAAAUUUUUUAUUGUGGUAAAAUACACGUAACAUUUACCAUUUUUAAGUAUAUUGUUUGAACCAUUUUUCAGCAUAUAGUUCAGUGGCAUUAAGUAUAUUCUCAUUGUUUUGCAACCAUGAGCACCUAUUCAUCUCCAGAACAUUAUCAUCAUCCUAUACUAAAACUUAGAAAAUGUACUUUUAAACUUCUUCAGUUUUCUUUUAAUAUAUGGAGACAACCCAAAGGUUAUAUCCUGUAAUAAACUCACUUCUCUGUUUUCCCUCACAGCU